AUGGAUUCCAAUGCCCCUGUCACCGUUGACCAACAAUUGGCGCUACCACAAUACAACGAACUCAUCAGCAACCCCCUCGAAAAAAUAACUCUGAACGUUGGUGGCCAUAAAUUCACUACAACAAUCAAUAGUCUCACCACCAAGAGUUUUCUUUUCAAGCUGCUUCUACAAGGUGAUUGGAAGUCUUCUUUGCAUGAAGAUCAAAGCAUAUUUAUCAACUCCAACCCAGAAGCAUUCCGGCACAUUCUCCAGUAUCUGCGGCGUGGCGUAUUCCCACUGAUCUAUGACCAGAAGAAGGGACAUAACUACAAGCUUUACGCCGACAUCCUAGCCGAGGCCAAACAUUUCGGCAUCCCCAAGUUAGAAUGCUGGCUCACCGAUCAGCUGUACUUGCGCUGCAUCACCAGCUCAACAGUGUGGAGUUCCGCAUACAAGAAUGAUAGGAUUCAGACUGGGUUCCAGACGACGUCAACACCGCCAAGACACCUGUCUCUCCUCACCUUGCCGAGGAUGGAAACCCGUGCCCCAGGCGGUCUUGCUACCUUUCUUUGGGAACAAUGCAGGAUAACGUCGAGAAAUAUCGUUGGGCCGAAGUUGGUAGAUCGAUCAGGUUCAUUCAAGGAUGGUGUAGUGACUCAGGGUAAGUUGUUGAGUGUCACAAGGCAAAGGCCAACCACCCGCGACCACGACCAACAACACUGCCAAUAUCACCGUAAGGAGGGGUAA
This is a messenger RNA of Podospora bellae-mahoneyi, 726 nucleotides long. RefSeq lists its product as uncharacterized. NCBI's taxonomy places the organism in Eukaryota, Fungi, Ascomycota, Sordariomycetes, Sordariales, Podosporaceae. The record is from RefSeq and is a predicted model, not a curated record. Gene Ontology annotation, biological process: protein homooligomerization. The coding region runs from base 1 to 726 and encodes 241 amino acids. The transcript has a single exon. Gene Ontology annotation, molecular function: protein binding.